UUUGUGAUACAAACGUCACAACUAGAAGUGGAAUCGGUAGAGCUACUAGCUACAGAACAGUGAUCAAUUACGAGUUGAUGAGUGCUACAAAAAUGUGAUUAAUAAUUGAUAGUUUUGGAUAAAAGUGACAAUUUCAAGCAGACAAUCGAGUUUAACGGAUUCAUACCACUGUCUAAUGUUCUUUUUCAAUGAGGUGUAUGUCUCACCCGAGGGAUAGCGGUCAGCAGAACAAGCCGAAAGUUGAUUGUAUUUCUUCAUUUCUGUACUUAACGAGCUCAUCAAUACUGUCAUCGUCAUUUUCCCUAUCAAGAACAAACAAGACGGCACAGUGAGGAGUGAGGAUCACGGGAGAAAAUGAUUUUGUUUGCACAUAAUUUGCUUAAUCUGGCGCAACUCUAAAAUACAACAUUCGACAUCACUCACAGCUGGUUCGUUGAUCAAAUGUAGCUCGAAUUUAUGCGGAAAGGAGCAGUAAAUAUCAACGACGUAAGGGAAGCAAUUCCUCAGACGUAAUUUUGUACCCUUGAAGCUGGAUUGAGCGGAAUACGCAAAUUGAAAAGUUGCACAAAGCAACACGAACAUUUCAAUUUAGUCCAGUUUAUUCUAUUGAAAACACGAACGUGAUGUAUAAAAAUCGGAACGAACCAGGACGGUUCUUCGGCGAUGGAGUGAGCUUCAAGGCCAAACUGAUUGGCAUCCUGGAGGUCGGCGAGGCCAGAGGAGAUCGCAUGUGUCAGGAGGCGCUGCAGGAUCUUAAAAUGGCAAUUCGAGCUGCAGGAGAGCACAAACAGAGAAUCACGAUACACGUUACUAUCGAUGGAUUACGAUUGAGAGAUGAAAAAACGGGGGACUCUCUCUAUCAUCAUCCAGUACAUAAGAUAUCGUUUAUCGCUCAGGACAUGACGGACUCUCGUGCAUUUGGCUAUAUUUUUGGAUCUCCUGACAGUGGGCACCGCUUUUUCGGUAUCAAAACCGACAAAGCUGCCAGCCAAGUGGUGCUGGCUAUGCGUGACUUAUUUCAAGUCGUGUUCGAGUUGAAGAAGAAGGAAAUCGAACUGGCUCGGCAGCAUAUUCAAAGCAAAAUUACGGCACACGAACACCAAGCCGUUGCUAUGUCCGCAAAGAACACUGCUGCCGAUAGCUACGGCAAGAAUCUUUCCAUUGACGGUACUUCUGGGUCAGUAGCAGGAUCUAGUCUAAUCGGCGCUAGUUGCUCUAGAGCGAACGUGAAAAAUGAAAAAUCACCGGAAUCCGUAGCCGAUCUCGUGGAUUUAGAGCAAGAACUCAGCUCUAUCCAGCGCGGAAUUACUCAGAUGGAAAGGAUAACACCUGGCGAAGUCCCCUCAAAAAGUGUUAUUGAUGAUGACCCUUUCGGAGAUUCCUUCACCAACAUUCCACCGGCUUAUAACCUCUUACCGCCCCCUGAAUCAAGCAAGCGCCAUCAAAAAUUAACUCACAAAUCAACUGAAAAUAUUCCUGUUGCGGAGUCCGUUGCAGUAACCGCAUCAUCAUCCCCACCUAUUGCAGCAGCGCCAUCAACUCCGGUUGCACCAACUACUAUCUUCUCGCCCCCACCCGUUAGAGCAAUGCAAGGUCCCCCACCUGCUUCCAUGUCUACGAGUAAUUCUACCCAAAAUGACGACUGGCUCAAUUCACCACCUAAUACUUCACGUUUCGAUCCAGAUCCAGUGAAAUAUUCCGAUGAGCUAAACCUCAAAGAUCUAGACGACGGAUUCAAGCAGUCCCUGCCCAAUGCACCCCAACCUUCGUCAUACACAGAUGUAUUCACUGAUUUGGAUCCAUUAGGAACAGGAAAAAUAAAGCCAUAUAUCGAUAAGAAGUACUUUUUCCAAGAGCUAAAAAAUCCACCGAAAAAGGUUUUAAAAGAUCUUUCUGGCUUGGAUAGUACAUUCAACGCAAAUUUUUCUGCUGAAGACCAACAACGCCGAUCACCCCAAACUAUUCCGCCUAGCACAAAUUUGACGGAUUCUUGUAGCGAUGAAAUGUUCAAAUCUUCACAUGACACCAAAACAGGGGAGCAUUCUGGAACAGAACUCCUCGAUCCUUUUAGUAGUAAACCAAUUGAUCCAUUCAUGGAAGAUGACGAUUUUUCAAAACUUCACAUAGAUCCGUUUGAUAUGAAGUUUUCUCGAACGACGUCUCCGAAACAAUCGGAUGGUAGAGCAGUAAACGACAGGUCAUCAAAACUAUCUACACAUCCAGAUGAAGGAAAAUCUGUUGAGAGUCCAGUCGCAUAUAACGGUCCACUUCAAGUCACUCUUCCUCCAGAAAGCUGGGCUAGUUAUAUCAGCCAGAAACGUCUGGAACGACAGAACUCCGAUUCAAACACUUCUGCUGGAACAGGCAUUACAAGCACAGCUAGAAAUCGGCCAAACGUGUUCAAACAAAACACGGUAGAUGUGAUUUCGAGUAUCAGUUCAAAGAAAAUGAAGCCAAAUAUAUUUGGACAAAAAUUUUCAAAGCGAGACUCAAACAGUAUAAACAUGCGCCGAUUACAGGAAAGCGAUUCGUUGAGUGAAAACGAAGCUCCAGAGCCUCCUCCACGACCAGAUUCUGGAUCCCACAUUGAGCCACCUCCAUUGCCUCCAAAGAAACAAUUUGCUGACAUUGUGAUACGACCUACUCCUCGAUCUGGUCCAACGGUUUCUUCUAGCUCGCUAGGAUCAGACAGUUCUAGCAAAGAGCGCUAUGAAUUUACUGGUUCCAAAUUUGAGCUUAGAAAUCAAUCUGCCAAUGAAAACGCUCCUCCAUUGCCAUUGCCAUCAAGGAAAGUAAACAGGAAUGAAGGAUCUUCUCCUGGGCGUCCAUUCAAAAAAUUCAACGAUGAAGACGAUUAUCUUCAACCUAUUACUUCUAGAUCCGAGAUUCCGACGCUAUUACCUCCACCACAACGGAAAGAUGCUUCGAAAACCAGAGCGGCUCGUAAAUCAGAAACCGAUCCAAGAAACCUCGAUGAGCCUACACCUCCAGCUCAUUCCAAGUCUCCUACAUACAGAGAAAAAGUAUCUCUGCUUCCAGAUAUCACACUUAGUCAAUUAUUAACCCUUGGAAUCGAUGAUUUGGCUAACAAAUUGAACGUUCCGGUUACCAAACUAAGCACAAUGACCUUGGUUGAAUUAACGUCCUAUCUUUCGGAGUUCAUAGAGAACACCAAGAAUUCACCAUCCUCGGCAAUAUCGUGGAAUCAAGAUGCAGACAAUAAUGGUUCUCCGGUUUUCAAGGUGAGCUUUGAUGAGCAAAGUGACGCUACUUUUGUUGCUAAAUUUGAUGACAAUUUUGGAGAAGACAGCACUUUCGUGGCCAACUUUGACAAUCUCAAUUUGCAACCGUCACAUCCCACAACACGUUUACCAGCCGGAAACUUAAUUGAUAAAUAUGCUGUAUUCCGAGAAAUCAUUGAAAAGGAAAUUGGUCCAUCUCAGGAACAACAAAAGACUGAAUUGGAAAAAGCUGGUCAGGAUAUGGAUUCAUUAGAUUUCGACAAAGAGGUCGCCAGCGAAAUGAAUCGGCUUUCGCCGAGAAAUGAACCAUUGGACCAAUUUUUGCCAUCACCAUCUCAGUCGCAAACAUUUACUGCUAAUAGUCCUCUAUCAGUACCGAUGACCAAGAUUGACACCAAGAUUACUGAAGUCAUUUCACACGCCAAAGAUCGAUACGCAGCUUUGCGAGAUAUUAUACUUGUAGAGGACCUUUUCGAGAAACCAUCGCCGCCCCCAUCUGCACCAACUGCACCAAUAGCACGUAUGGAGUCAUCAUCGUUUGAAGAUCGAGACACGGAAGACGAACACAAAUUUGAAGCCAACUUUGAUGAUAUGCCGCAAAAUGAAAAUCAUUCCCCGAAGAUCAACGUUUCCGAUGCAGAAUUUCCGUCGCAACAAACCCGAUCAUCUUUAACAGGUCUUGAGCCUCCGGAGUCUCACAGUUCCCGAAACACACCCAAAGAAGAUCUGGAAAUUGACGCGUUUAUGCAGAAAGCAGUAUCAAAUUUAUCCCUUCACAGUACUGGGCAAACAUCACCGGCUCAACAAAUGAGUGGUGGUCUUGUAGUGAGAUCACCUUAUCCUCAAGGUAGUCAAGCAACAUCCCAAGGUCGACCGACGAUAUCAAAAUCACCCUUAGCUACUGAAAAUAGUACAGUUUCAAGUCUUCAGCCCCAAAAUAUUUCAGUGGAAAGUCUUACAAAGGCAACGUUAAACGACAUGAGCACCUCACCGAUUCCGCUAUCAAAAUCUCCAGUUACUAGAAGUCCUGUAAUGAAAACAUCAUCAAUCACUAAGUCACCACUCGAGGGGACAUUCAACGAUGCAAUUGUAGAGGGGGAAGUUAUGAAGAAGGUCGAUUCUUUGCAGAAGCGAUCCUCCGGUUCACUCAGUGACCUGGGCGAAUCCUCACCAGAAGCCGACCAUAACCAAGCUUCAAAACUAACCCCGACCAACACCGGUGAAUCUUGGGCAGUGUUUGAUCAGUCGAUACCUCCUUCAGCGCAGAAAAAACCGGAAAGUGGCCGUCCACCUAAAGGACAUGACAAAAAUGGUCCCGAAUCGCCCUGUUCGUCUGAUCCAAAAGAUGAAUGGAGAACUGAACGGGACUAUGGUCGACGUUGGCCCAGUAAGGGGCAAACAUCAUCUUCAUCGAGAGACGUUUCACCCUGGGAUGAAGAUGGUCCAGAGUUUCGCAAACGACAUCCAAGCCAUCAUCCUCCUACAUCAGGCGAACGGUAUCACCAUCCAAGGAUGCCACCAAGGUGUAUUAAUUCGAAUGAUGAAGAUUAUGAUGACGAGAAAAAAGAUCGCAGUGAUCGAAGACGGCGUAUGAAAGGUCAAAUCAGUUCGCGCAGCCGUGAGAACUUUGAAGACGAGCACUGGUAUCAUGAACAUCCCAGUUGGUCACCAACGGAGGAUGAUGAUAGACCAGAUCGAUCAAGGUCCUUCGACAGAAACGUUUACGAGCGCAGCACCUAUGGACCACCAUAUGAAAAACGUGAACCGAAAAGCUUACCACCGUAUGAUAGACGGGAUUAUAAGAACUAUGACAAGAGGAAGUACUAUAGGGAGAGAGGUAGACCUAACUAUGAGUAUGAUCCAUACAGCGACGGGUAUGAUCAGCGUAUGAUGAAAGGUAGAAUGAAUUAUGACGAAGUGUACGAACGGGCACCGCGUGAUACAAGGGUUGCUAGAGACUACUUCUACGAACGAGAACAGAAAAGUUUUGAUCGCGAUAGUAACGAAUCUUAUGAACGAAGAAGCUUUGGUAGCGGAGAUAUCUACGGUAGUUUGGAUAGUCGUGGAGAUUAUCGCGAAAGAGAUCGCUACUUGUCGUUGGAUAAAUCUCGAUCGUUAAGGCGUGGUAAGAGGAAUGCGGGUAGUGCGAGGUUAGAUGAUCUUGAUCAGGAUUCAGAGGGGGAUUUAAUUGGCAUAAGACGAAAUGAAACCAGUAGUAUACAUCGCUCUAGUCAAAAUAUUCGUGGUAAGCAACAGCAAAUUGUUGACGAUGAAGUUUGGGGGGUUUCAAUGGGUGCCAAACCAGGCUGGAAGAGACCGUCAAGUGCUACCGAACAGGAACGACGGUAUAAUGAAAGCAGGAGAAUGAUGAUGAACACAUCCCUCGCCGGAUCGGAUGGAGAGAAAGAUCGUCGUUUCCGUAAGAAGAGUAGAACUCGGUCUAAAGAACCAGAUGUACGGCCGGGCUAUGCGACUAUGCGUUAUCCACCACGGUCUAAAGAAGACUAUUUCGAUUUUGAACCUGACGUACGAGGAACUGGUAGUGGCGGGGCAAUGUACGACAAUGAUGAUGAGGAGGAGGAUAUAGGUGGCACUAAAAUGGUUGGAGGGGACAUGAACGAGAGUCCUUCGUAUUAUGGCAGACGACAACCACCACCACCGCAUUACAAACCGGCAACUCCCCGUUCGGAGGGAAGAAAUAUCGGAGAUUCGCUAAUAGCACACGAGGCUAAGAAAAUGGCUCGCUACGAAUACGAGGAAGAGACAAUGCGACGAAUGAAAAAGAGUAACAGUAGAGAUCUAUACUUUGAAGCAGAAGAUAAGGAACGUUAUGCAGGUAAAUUUGGUUCGGGUAAUUUUGAAACGGUAACCCCGCCUAAAAGUGGCAAACAUGUUAGAAUGGAAUUUGAGUUUGAUCAGUUCAGUGACACGCAUCCGACGAAUUUCGAAGGAGGAGACGGGUUUGAGAGUGAUUUCAACUCUCCCACAGCCCCUUCUUCGGGCCCAACUCAAACUCCUCAUCAGGGUAACAAAUCAUUCCGAUUUUCGAGUGAUUUCUCGGAGAAAGAUUCCAGCCGACAUUAUCAAAAUCUACACCAUCGAAAUCAACCCCAAGGAUUUAGUGGCUUCGAAGCAGAUUUUGCAGCACCAUCACGAGCAGCUCCAAGUUCUCAGACUGCUUCGAAGCUACGAUUUAGUGAGAACGUUACCGUUUCCAAGUUUAACUCGGAAACUGGCACAGCGGGAACGCACAUGUUCGAGGAUGAUUUCGCGGGUCGUUCCGAUAAUGAGAUGGAAGAUCAAUGGACACCUGAUAUGCAUGCUCCGGUGACCAAUAUGAAUGGGAGCAAAAAAAUUCUGAAAACUUCCAGCCAAUCACAACCUCAACAGCAAGAUAACAUUCGGAAAUCGGACAGUGUGAACAUAUUUGCGAAAAAGGUCGAGGAUCCAUUCGAGGAUGAUGAUUUCUUCGCCUCGGGCAGUGCCGGAGAAAAGGACCCAUUCGAGGGAACGGUACAGAAUCGUGCCGGAACGGGCGGUCAGUCUGAACCCGCCGGAGGUCAGUCUGGGUGGGACAAGAACUUUGCAAACUUUGAUGACAACAUCUGAUUACUCGGUAGCCUGAUGAUGAACAGUAACAUACUCAGUCGUCAGCUCAACCGCAGUCUCAGCCAGCGUCAGCAAUAUCAAUACUGUUGCCAAAGCGAACAACAGCGAUACUCGCUUGCGAAGGAUAUUAGAAAGCUUUACAUGCGUAUCAAACAUUUCAAUAGGUACGAGGUAUUUGUUUAGGCUUAAUGGUUUGUUCACUUUAGCAAUGAUAGCCGACUGAUUUAGAGAUCCUUUACUGUUAGAUUUAUUGCUUGGUGGAAAAUAAUCUAGUUGUAUCAUCAUUUCUGGUGCAAUCCGUACCAGCCAUCAUCUUAUUUCAUCUGGCAUGCUGAUCGGCAUUUGAAUGAAUAGCUAUACCGGUUAUACAACGAUAUCUGUAAAGAUAUUGAUAGGAAUAUAUGUAAGCCAUGAAAUCGGUUUCUUGGACACAGCAGUUUUUUUGGAAACAGUAGUUUGCUUUUCCGAAAUAAUGCAUUGUAAAAUUUAUCGUGUUUUUUACGAAUGCUCGCAGAAAUAAUUUUUUUUUUUAAUGCACAUUCAACAUACAGUCUCGAUAAUUAUCUUCAAAAUACGCAUCAGUAUAAUGGAAAAGUAUUCAGUAUAAGCUAAAAUAUUAUAGUAUUACUGCUCACCGUUGAACAUUUUUCUUGUCGAUAUAUUUAUGCAAUAUAACCAAUUUGAUUAUUACUCAGACUUUUGCUGUGGGUUUGAAGGGAAAUACUGACGCAGAUGAAAUGGACAUAAACAGACUGAACCUUAUUCAUCAGAUCAUCAUAUUUACUUUCGGUUGAUAAAAUCCAAUUGUAUCUCAUUAGUGUUACUUUAAGGUGGAGUUUAACUCUACUUCAGUAACAUAAUUUCGUCAUCGCGCAUUAUUCAUAAUUGUGAUGUAUAAGUUGUAAAUUUUAUCAAAAUACAUGUGUCAAACGUGGCGAUUUAUUCCAUUUCGUUCAUUUAGCGAUCAUCAAACAAUUGCGCAAAGAUUACGAUCAACAGAAUGUUUCAUUCUUGUUAUAAUUGGCUGACAUAUAAUCUAAGACAAGUGAAGUAAAACAUUAGGAAAUGCAAACAAAAUACUUCACUGUAAAUUCGACCUUGCAGGGCUGAAUUAUUCCGGUUUAAGCUAACUAAUGCCUGGUGGUCUGAACCAUAUUCGGGACAGUUUAGUAUGGUCAGUGAGAGAAGUUUUUCAGAUUCGACUAUCGUACUCUAAGCCAGGAACAAAUUGAAUCAUGCCACCUGUAAUAAGUGAAAUCAUUGAAUUGGAAUCUCUUGUGAUAAAUUUCAAAUCUUAUGACACUAUAAGAUGUUUUUUCGAAGAAAAUCUCUAGUCAUUUUUAUUCAAUCCAUAUGAGUUAACACGAUAGAUUUUCUCUAGCUAUUUGGUUGUCUAGCGGUUGUCAGCAUAAAAUAUCUAUACUCAACUAACCCACAAAUGUCUGUUCAGGUUGUGUUAUAACAAAACGCAAAUAUAAUAAUUUAGCAUUAACGCUCCCUAUCAAAUACACUGCACGGAACACUAAAAAAAGCACUAUUAAUUGUUUACCGAAACCUAGAAAACAUUUUAUCAUAAAAAAAUGAACAGCUGAAAUUCAAAUCGUAUCAUACUCAUCAAAUAUCAUAACAUUCUAUGCGAAUCGCUGCCACUGGCCUGGACAAAAACAUAAUGCAACCGAAAUCAGUAGUCAGAAUGAAGAAAAUAGAAAAUUAACCGAAACACCACAGGCGAAACAAUUGAUUCGUUGUCAGUUUUGUUACAAUCAAUUGAGCGGUGUUUUUAUAGCUAGAAAAAUAUUUUAAGUUAGAAAUCGAUUAUGCAAUGCUUUAAUCAGAUCACUGGAAAAAAAAUUAAGCGGUGUUUAUUUUCAUGAAAGAACCAACAAAUGUAGAUGUAAACGAUAAUACUCCUAAUUUGAUAUCCAACAUCCAAAAUUUGUUUAAUUUUCUUUUGCAAGGAACUUUUUCGUGACUUCGAUUGAACAGAAGUAAGCUAAUAAAACCCGAGAAGUCAAUGAUAGUUCCUACCAAGUCAGCACAUAACGUUUACAGGCAACGAGGAAAGAUAAACUAAUAUGAAAGGAAACAAAUUCCCAUGCAAUUACUAUACACAAUGUCGUCUUUCGUUUAUUCUUCAUUUUGAAAUUUCGACUAAUUGCAGCUGAUGAUUAAUCAAGCAAAUCGAGAUUCUUCUUCAUUUCAAAAUCAACAACGUAUUCAAAAUUUAGUUAUUUUUUCAAAAUAAAAAUUAUUUAGACUAUCAAAAUGACUUUUCCGAUCCAAGCUGUUUGCCAAUGUGUUGAUAUUCUAGCACUGUGUGAAAAAGACGAAAAUCAGAAACAUUGAACAUUUUUAAACACACUUUACAAACGUUAUGUACAAUUGCUUUGUAUAUUUUUGUAAAAUAUUUAUUGAAUUAUAUGUUAAUGAUAAAAUGUAAAAUCAUAUGAUUGUAAUUACGAAAUUAUUACAGAACAAAAUCCAAAUAAUAUUAAAAAAUCUAAUGCUGCAAUUCGUGUAGAUGUUCAAUAACAGAAUAAGCAUAAGUCAGUUACAAUUAUUGAUAUAAACAAAUAAAGGUGAACUUACGAAGAGAGACAACAUUUCGUAAUACAAACCUAAUGUUGAGUUGAGAUUAACCUAAUGCGAAUAAAAAGUAUGUGAAAUUUCAAUCCUUAUCAA
Molecule: messenger RNA, 9533 nt
Organism: Malaya genurostris
Lineage: Eukaryota; Metazoa; Arthropoda; Insecta; Diptera; Culicidae
Gene: Dab
Product: protein disabled
Exons: 8
Coding region: 624-6851 (2075 amino acids)
Source: RefSeq, a predicted model, not a curated record